Molecule: messenger RNA, 1329 nt
Organism: Chanos chanos (milkfish)
Lineage: Eukaryota; Metazoa; Chordata; Actinopteri; Gonorynchiformes; Chanidae
Gene: gpr135
Product: G protein-coupled receptor 135
Exons: 1
Coding region: 1-1329 (442 amino acids)
Biological process (GO): G protein-coupled receptor signaling pathway
Cellular component (GO): membrane
Molecular function (GO): G protein-coupled receptor activity
Source: RefSeq, a predicted model, not a curated record
AUGACCUCUUCAGACAACAUUUCGGGUUCAGAUUUGAUUUUGGAACUAGUGACACUGAAUCCAGUUAUAUCAAUUCUGGCUACACAGGCCAGCGUCGGAAAUCACACGGGCGGAGAGGAGAACCAGAGUAUACCCGUGAAGAGUUCCGAAGGAAACUCGGUGCUUCAAGGCAUAGCUGUGGCUGCGCAAGCACUGUUGCUCUUGGCUAUAUUUCUCCUGUCCAGUUUAGGUAAUUCGGCCGUAGUAAUUGUUAUAAUCAAGCACAGGCAGCUGAGAACCGUGACAAAUGCUUUCAUUAUGUCCCUCUCCCUCUCUGAUUUCCUGACCGCCGUUCUUUGUUUACCUUUUUCCUUCAUGAUGCUUUUCAGUAAAGAUGGUAUGUGGAUGUUUGGAGACCGUUUCUGCAUUGCCAACGGAUUUUUCAACACUUGUUUUGGUAUUAUCUCUACCUUAACAAUGACCCUCAUUUCUUUUGACCGGUACUAUGCCAUCGUAAGGCAACCACAAGAAAAAAUUGGCAGGAAGAGGGCCAUCCAGCUGUUGGUGGCAGUCUGGUUGUCGGCGGUGUUUUUCUCCCUUCCAUGGUACUUGGUCUUGCGAACAUCUGAUCACCUGGUGGUACACAAACAGGGAUUUUACCAUUGUAUGUACGUAUUUCACUCUGGUACCUCUAGAAUGGGCACUGCAUACAGUAUAGCUUUAAUUGUCGUAUGUUAUCUCCUUCCUUUUGCUCUCAUGUGCUUCUGUCACUACAACAUCUGUAAGACUGUCCGACUGUCAGAAAUUAGGGUGCGGCCAGUAACCACUUAUGCGCACCUGCUUCGUUUCUACAGUGAGAUGAGGACAGCUACUACAGUUUUGAUAAUGAUUGUGUUCAUCAUCUUCUGCUGGGGCCCUUACUGUUUAAUGGGCAUCAUCACUGCCGUGGGAGACUACUCCUUUAGCCCUGCCAUGGACACGGUCGCUAUCUGGAUGGCCUGGGCAAACGGUGCCAUAAAUCCUUUGAUAUAUGCCAUAAGGAACCCCAACAUAUCGAUGCUCCUGGGCCGUAGUCGGGAGGAGGGCUAUAGGACUAGAAAUAUUGCCGCCUACCUAUCAACUCAGACACAGAGCAGAGAGGUCAGAACGCGAGCUGACAGAAUCAGAGACCGAUACGUCAGCAGACACGGUGCCAACAGUCGCUUGUCUUCCUCCAGUCCGGCAAACGGGGGAGAAGUUGCCAUGUGGGCCUGUAAAAAUCCGGCAGUGUUCUUCUGCAGAGAUGGUCAGCCCGAUACUUUGUCUGAACCUGCGGUCCCCAAGGUUGAGACCGCUGACACUAGUUUGUAA